This is a messenger RNA of Antrostomus carolinensis (chuck-will's-widow), 1898 nucleotides long. It is a transcript of the gene NPNT, whose product is annotated as nephronectin. Gene Ontology annotation, cellular component: membrane. Gene Ontology annotation, molecular function: calcium ion binding. The annotation marks the transcript as partial. The transcript is spliced from 13 exons. The record is from RefSeq and is a predicted model, not a curated record. NCBI's taxonomy places the organism in Eukaryota, Metazoa, Chordata, Aves, Caprimulgiformes, Caprimulgidae.
GUGGCCCAGACAAAUAGUCUCCUCCACAGGACUGUGUCGGUUUGGAAGUAGAAUUGACUGCUGCUGGGGCUGGGCCCGAUUGUCCUGGGGACAAUGCCAACCUUUCUACGUCUUAAGGCAGAGAAUAGCCAGCCUAAGGUGCCAGCCCAAAGCUAUAUGCCAGCCAGGAUGUAAACAUGGUGAAUGCGUUGGGCCAAACAAGUGCAAGUGCCACCCAGGAUACACUGGAAAAACCUGCAACCAAGAUGAGCAGCUAUAUACAAGUCUACCCAGUCAGAGCAGUGAAGCACUUCUAUUCCGCCCCCUGGAUCGUCCUGCAAGUAAUAUAGCAUCAAGGGAUCUAAAUGAGUGUGGACUAAAGCCACGGCCAUGCAAACACCGGUGUAUGAACACCUAUGGCAGCUACAAGUGCUACUGUCUGAAUGGCUACAUGCUUAUGCCAGAUGGAACGUGCUCGAAUGCCCUUUCUUGCUCGAUGGCAAACUGUCAGUAUGGCUGUGAUGUACUGAAGGGGGAAGUACGCUGCCGCUGUCCUUCUCCAGGACUGCAGCUGGGGCCUGAUGGCAGGACCUGCAUAGAUAUUGAUGAAUGUGCUACUGGGAGAGUUAUCUGUCCACGAUUUAGGCACUGCGUCAAUACUUUUGGAAGCUACGUUUGCAGGUGUCAUAAAGGCUUUGAUCUAAUGUACAUCGGAGGCAAAUACCAAUGCCAUGAUAUAGAUGAAUGUUCCCUUGGCCACCAUCACUGUGGUAGUUUUUCACGAUGUUACAAUACACCAGGAUCCUACAAAUGCAAGUGUAAAGAGGGGUACAGAGACAAUGGAACAAACUGCAUAGAAAGGCCAGUGACGAGGCCAACGACUCGACCUACAGCCAGGCCAACAACUCGUCCUACACCCAGGCCAACAACUCGACUGACACCAAAGCCAACCACUAGAUAUGUGCCAGUGACAACAAGGCCAGUAACAAAGCCAGUGACGAGGCCUCCACCUCCAACACCACCUCAACCUACAACAUUAAGACCUACACUACCACCACAAAGAACUCCUCUAAUAACAACUGAAGAGCCUUCACAUGUUCCCACUGAAACUACAUCUUCCCAGGGAACUACACAUGACAACAGGAUCCAUCUAGAUCCUCAGAAACCACGAGGAGAUGUGUUCAUUCCACGCCAGCCUGGAGUGAGCAAUAAUCUGUUUGAAAUACUUGAAAUUGAAAGAGGGAUUACUGCUGAUGAAUUUGAAGCAAACGAUGACCCAGGUGCGCUGGUACACAGCUGUAAUUUUGAUAGUGGACUGUGUGGAUGGAUCAAGGACAAAGAUGAUGACUUGCACUGGGAACCAGUGAGAGAUGCAUCAGGGGGACAGUAUCUUACCAUCUCUGAGCCCAAAGGCAAAGAAGGAAGAGCAGCGCAUCUAAUCCUGCCGCUGGGGCACAUGGCUCAGGCCAGCGACUUGUGCCUGUCGUUUAGACACAAGGUGCCUGGACGGCAUUCUGGUGCCCUCCAAGUCUUUGUAAGAAAAAAUGGUGCUCAUGGACCAGCUGUUUGGGGAAGAAAUGGUGGCCAUGGCUGGAGACAGACACACAUAACUUUACAAGGACUAGGCAUCAAGAGUGUUAUCUUCAGAGGGGAGAAAGGGAAAGGAGGAACUGGGGAUAUUGGACUAGAUGACGUGAUCUUGAGGAGAGGACGCUGCUCUGAAGAGCAUUAGCAAAGCCAGUGGAGCAGCAGAGUCAUCUCCUCUAGCCCUUCUCGUGCUAUUCUUACCAAGCUUUGAAACAGAACUGCACAAAAAAGAUGAAAAAGUUGAAGAGUGACAACUUCUUAGUGGUCUGCGAAGGGCAAUCUCACUGAAACUUCACUUAACAAGGAGAGCACCUCCCAGGAUUCAGGAACUC